GCCUUUGUCAUGCACGUCGUCGUAAUGGAUGCGUAUGAGAGCUUGACACGGGCGCCGGUUGGGGAUAUCAAUUCCCAACACUCACUCUCAUCUUGUCUUUUUUUUUUCUCACUGCCCUAAUGUUCCCCUCGCCACCGGGGCCAGUCUCAUCGUCGCCGCACCGCUGCCACUGAAGCUCCAACUGGACCCCUGUAGCAGCCCCUUUCUCGGCGCACGCGUCUCGCCCCAGCCGAGCCUCGGCCCGCCAUUCCCACGCGCACGCACCCACCCGACAGGAUAGUUGUGCGAGAAUCUGGGGAUAUCGACAAGCCCACACAUUCACAGGAGCGCCAACAAACAACCUUCUUUGCAAAUAAACGACAGCAGCCAGUCAUGACUACCUCCAAGCCCGAAAUAUCGUCGCUGCCCACGGGCCAGCCGGUCCCGUCUUCGACGCCGCCGGUGCCCGCGCCCAAGGGCUCGCCCGUCCCCAUCACCGCCCUCCUGGCCGCCGCGCCCGCCGAUCUGGACGCCUUCCUCGCCCACCUCCACAGGUGCCUGCAGACGCCCUCGGGCGUAGACUGCGUCCUCCAGUUCGUCUGCUACGGCUCGCGCCUCUCGGCCGCUAUCCUGACUGCGCUGUCCCAAAACGCGCUCCGCCGCUCUUCCCGUGAGCUCGUCGCCCUCGCCUUCGCCCUCCCUCCCCGCACUGCCGUCCUCUUCGCAUCGGCCGGCCCGACCGUCCCGGCGACGGCUGCCUCGGCCCGGGCGCUGCUCGUCGCCCAGCGCCUCAAGGCGCUCUCGGGCCUCCUGAGCGAGGCCCGCGUCAUAAGCCGCCUCUGGGGCCUGCUCGGCAUGUACUUCUGGGCCCGCCGCCUGAUCGUCGGCCUCAUCAGCGCCCGCCGCCGCCCCAAGACCUCCGAGGCCGACAAGGACGCUGCCGCCGACGCCCCGCCUGCACCCUCGGCCGCCGUCGCCGCGCUGGGCUGGGUCCAGCUGGCGUCGUGCAUCAUAUUCCAGGCGCUCGAGAACGGCGCCUACCUGUCGUCCAAGGGCGUCAUGUCGUGGGAGCCGGCCAGGCAGGGCAGCGCCAUGCGCUGGAGCUCGCGCUUCUGGGGCCUUUUUGUCGGCAUCGAGCUCGGCAAGCUCGCCGCCGAGGCCACCCGGGACGGCGCCCGCGCCCGCGCUCCGGACUGGAGGAAAAACGUGGCCCGCUACCUGGCCUGGUCCCCGCUCAUCGCCCACUGGGGCUCCGAGAAGGGUUUCAUCGGCGAGAUGGGCGUCGGCCUGCUAGCCUGCGUGCCCAGCAUCAUCCAGAUGAACGACCUUUGGAAAUCCACGGCAGCGACUGCAUAGUUGGCGCCAUCCGUUGCUUGUCUACUAGCCUUGUUUCUUUUUUCUUCGUCCCCACUUGACUAGGUUUUCUGCCGCACGGAGCCUCGUCAUCCACCCAGAACAGUUUGAUUUCGCAACUCAUAGAGAAGGGGCGGCAGCAAAUCCCACAUAUGAUUCUUCAGCUUCUUUAAACUAACUUUACGAAUCUAUUACCCCAUUUCUUCCUCGGGCGGGAAGUUUCUUGUUCAGCUCAUUUCCUGCCAUCCCGACUUUUCUUCGCUGAUCCCUUUCGUCGUCGUGUCUCUGGGGAACCGCUUGAUUUUUGGCCCGUUCUUUUUGUUGGCACUGUGCGCGACAUUUGAGUCUCAGAAAUACAUUAAACAGAAUGGAGGCUGUCUCCAGGCACAUCUGCAACCGCUCCAAGGCAGGCUGCAGGAAAGCCGUGUUAUCUCCUGGCCCCCAUUAUUGGUGGCGCAGGCGCCGGAACCGAUUUGGUUCCGUGCGGAUCGCGCUCUUGGUGCCUAAUAGGGUUUCCCUGGUCCCCCAUCUGGGGAACCUCACAAUCCGCCCUUCUCAGGGCACGACCCCCUCUAUGACGAGCAGGCCGACGGCAGACGCCCAUGCAAGGACCGCCAUCGGGUUGAUGAGUAGCGCGUGUUGCGCCCCGGCCACCACGACGGGAUCGAAUGGGCUUCCGCCACCUCUUUGGCCACCCUGGCCUGGCGUCUGUGGAAGAGCUGUCGCCGUCUCCUGUGGCCUCCGUGUGCUGGUUGUUGCGGGAGUCCCUGUCGGUAGAGGCGUCACGGGGGUCCCGUUCUCUGAAGACCCGCUUGACGAUAGCGGCGGCGGUAUGACUGGCGUCACCGGUAUCGGUGUGAGACUCGGUGAACCUCUCGACGUCGUUACAGACGUCGCCACAGAAGUCGUUAUAAAAGUGGACGACAGUGGUGGUUGUGAUGGUGGCGGUAUCCUGCGCGUUGAUGUGGUGGCAGGAGGUGGUGGUAAUAUCGACGUCGACGGCGGCAGCACCAACCUCGUCGUGAUGCUGGUCGUCUGCGGCGGCUGCAGGCCCCGGCCGCACAGCGUGUCGACGAGCGAGCCCUGCAGGGCGGCGCGCAGGACCGAUCCGGCGGGCACCGACGCGCCGUCGCACACGAUCUGGAGCGUCGUCUGCAUCAGACCCAGCGAGCGCACGCACCUCGAGCCGCACCCGCUCCCGGCCGUGAAGUCGGACUGCGAGCACCCCGCGAGGGGGCUCCUGUUGUAGGCCAUGAUGCAACCCAGCGGCACGUUGGUGGACGCAAUGGACUGGAAGUCGGAGAGCGUCAGGGCCGAGACCGACGAGGCCAUGAGGAGGACGGCUUGGGCGAGCAGGGUCGACGGCCUGAUUGAGCAAGUGCUUUUUGGCACCAUUUUUUCUUUUUUUUUUUGGUAGCGUGCGUAGCUCGCAAUAGUGGCCGACAGCGGGGAACAGCUGCGUGGUCCGCCCACGUCUCCUCAACGGCUAUCGUCCGUCUCCUCCUCCUAGCCCUAGUGCUUUUCGUUGUUUGUCCUUGCUCGUCGUGGUUGUAUGUCGAUCUGUCACUUGCUUUUUUCCUCGACUCCCUCGUUCGUUCUCCGUGGUCCCUUGCUAGCUCGCGGGUCGACAGAUGGUGUAGAAUGUACUUUCUUUUUCGUUUCUCUGUGGCAAUGUUGAUAAUUCCAAAAAGCGGCUUUGAUCAGUUCGUGUGGGGUCGUUGGGAGCCUAGACCUUGGGAUCGGGCGUGGUGAUGAUCAAAG
Molecule: messenger RNA, 3093 nt
Organism: Gaeumannomyces tritici R3-111a-1
Lineage: Eukaryota; Fungi; Ascomycota; Sordariomycetes; Magnaporthales; Magnaporthaceae
Exons: 2
Coding region: 373-1335 (320 amino acids)
Source: RefSeq, a predicted model, not a curated record